Molecule: messenger RNA, 402 nt
Organism: Pisolithus orientalis
Lineage: Eukaryota; Fungi; Basidiomycota; Agaricomycetes; Boletales; Pisolithaceae
Exons: 1
Coding region: 1-402 (133 amino acids)
Source: RefSeq, a predicted model, not a curated record
AUGAAGCCAGUGGUGUCUGUCAUCCGCCUUGGUUACUUCAACCCAUGGAGGAUCACUGCAGUCAACCAGGUUCUCCAGCCAAAGACUCUUGUUGUCUCAUUCCCUGGGUUGGUUGUACCUGAGACUUCCAGCUCUGGAAAGGUAGAGCUGGGACCAGGACCCAUCAAUUCUGCACAAGUGAAGGAGGAACCACAUAAUUCAGUCAACCAAAGUCCUGAAACUGGGACACCUGAAGUGUACAUUCACCCUGAAAGUGGGACUAACCAAUGUCAGCCCUGGAUGGGUGAGCCCCCUGAGAGGGGUGCUGGCCAGCCUAGCCUCAGCAUGAGGGAGCCCCCUGGAAGUGGUAUCAGCCAAUGCAGCCUCAGCAUGGGGGAGCCCCCUAGAAGUGGUGUCAGCUGA